Fibroporia radiculosa is the source of this 1227-nucleotide messenger RNA. RefSeq lists its product as uncharacterized. The transcript is spliced from 6 exons. Gene Ontology annotation, molecular function: FAD binding; monooxygenase activity. Lineage: Eukaryota; Fungi; Basidiomycota; Agaricomycetes; Polyporales; Fibroporiaceae. The record is from RefSeq and is a predicted model, not a curated record. The coding region runs from base 1 to 1227 and encodes 408 amino acids.
AUGGAAGACAAGACAAAGGUCAUCAUUGCUGGAGCCGGUAUCGCAGGUCCCGUGCUGGCCAUUUUCCUUACAUUGAAGGGAUACAAUCCCAUCGUAUAUGAACGUAUCGACACGCUCGCAGAUUCUGGCCUCAGUCUUUGUCUACAACCAAAUGGGCUGCGCGUUCUCUCCCUCAUACCAGGCUUUAUCGAUAAGAUCGUCGGCAAACCUUUUGAAAGGAUAGCGCACUAUUCCAUCCUGGGGGACGAAGAGACCGUUCUUGUGGAUGCUGGAUUCCCUGCAAAACUCCCAGAGUUGACAGGAUUUAGCAUGAUGGGUGCACGAAGACCCGUCUUUAACCGCACUAUUGUUGAAUAUGCAGAAUCAUACGGCGUCAAAAUCAUCUGGGGUCAUCAGUUAAUCGCUCUAGAACAGGGCAAAGAAGAGGUCAAGGUUACUUUUGCGAACGGUGCAAGUGACACAGCAAGUUUCGUUAUCGGAUGCGAUGGACUUCAUAGCAGCACUCGUGUCUGUCUCUUUGGCCAGGAGCAGGUCAGCUUCACGGGCUUGACGCAGACUGGCGGCAUCUCUCCUACACCUGAAGUGUUUGGGAAAGUUCCUACAAUGAGGAACUUCUAUGCAGAUGGAGCGCAUCUGAUAUGCUACCCAGUUACCGAUACGCUCACCUCCUGGGCCAUCACCCAGCGGGAGCCUGAGGCCAAAGAGACUUGGCGUUCUAUGGAUGAAAUCCGCCAAAAUGCAUUCAAGAAGAGCCCCUUCUCUGAAUGGGGUCUCGGUGCGGGCGAAAUUGUACAGUCCGCGGAUACAAUCGUCAAAUAUGGCUUGUACGAUCGUCCGGAACUUAAGACUUGGCAUAAGGGGAGGGUGGUCUUACUAGGAGACGCUGCUCAUCCUACUAGCCCUCAUCUCGGUCAAGGUGCAAACCAGGCCUUCGAAGAUGUCUACCACUUGGUGCGUCUGCUUGUCCAACACAACCCCUCCGCUGCGGCUCCCUCGACUGCGCUCCUUUCGACCAUUUUCGCCGGAUAUGAAAGCAUCCGUAUUGCACGCGCCUCAACGUUGGUGAUGGGUGCACGAAAACAGGGUGAGACUCGCGUCGUACGUGGUAUCGACGCCUGCAAGCAGAGAAACGAUGCGCUGCGUGUAGCCUGGGAAGACGAAGACGCGGUUCUCGCAGCUUUCUUGGAUACAUACUCACACCCAUUCACUGGGCAGAGCGAGAUCUGA